Pyrus x bretschneideri (Chinese white pear) is the source of this 1855-nucleotide messenger RNA. RefSeq names its product glutamyl-tRNA(Gln) amidotransferase subunit C, chloroplastic/mitochondrial. The coding region runs from base 127 to 558 and encodes 143 amino acids. Gene Ontology annotation, molecular function: glutaminyl-tRNA synthase (glutamine-hydrolyzing) activity. Gene Ontology annotation, cellular component: chloroplast. The transcript has 6 exons. Lineage: Eukaryota; Viridiplantae; Streptophyta; Magnoliopsida; Rosales; Rosaceae. Gene Ontology annotation, biological process: glutaminyl-tRNAGln biosynthesis via transamidation; regulation of translational fidelity. The record is from RefSeq and is a predicted model, not a curated record.
GGAGAGAGCAAGUAUGCGUACCCAAGCGUUAUUUUGUCAUUUCAUCAAACAGUAAUAGGAUGAGCCAAGCUCAGUUGCCAGUCGAGAGAGAAACCAGCGACUUUGAGGAUACUACUACGAAGGAAAAUGGGAAGCAGAGCUUUGCUUCUACUGAAGGGAUUAUCUUGUUCCUCGCUACCCAAGAAGCUGCUUUUCCCAAAAGUCCUUCCUCCUCGUAACAUCAGUUGGGUUCGAACAAAUUGCUCGACACCCAAAAGCAGCGGCCUUCCUUUGGAGCCUCCGGACUUGCCACGCUUGGCCGAGACUGCUCGAAUUACUCUGACCCCUCAUGAGGUAGAAGAAUUUGCUCCCAAAAUUGGGCAAGUCAUAGAUUGGUUUGGACAGCUUCAAGCUGUUGAUCUUGAAACUGUGGAGCCCUCAAUCAGAGCAGAUACUGAAGGCGAUAGUUUCCGUGAAGAUAUUCCUGAAACGUUUGAGAACAGGGAGGCCAUGAUUGCUGCCGUUCCAAACUAUGAGGAGCCGUAUAUUAAAGUUCCCAAAGUCUUGAACAAGGAGUAGCACUAUUGCUAUUAGGAAAGAGUUCGCUUAGCUUUGAUCAGUCUCAGAUCUUGUUUUUCGAUGAUGGUUGGUUAUUAGGAAUUUGAAGGUAGUUUUAGCUUGAGGACAUAUCAGGGAAGAAGCCUUUCGCCUUGAACUUUUCGUAAUUUCAAGGAGUAUGUGCUCAACCAUCGUUUGUUGCUUACUAAGCGUUAGAGGAUGCAUUUUUAGACUUGAAAGAUGAGAUACCAUCCAAGCAUUUGCUUGUGGACACCGAGACAAGGAAUUGAAUUUCAAAGUAAUGUUCAAAAGUAUCCUUAACCACGACUGGUGCAGAACACCUCAGUAGGUCGAAGGUGGAAGACUGGUUGGGUUUACAUGUUAUGUGAAGCAGGAAGAGUCAUUGAUCACUUUUCAAGCUGAUACAUUGUUCUUGAAUCUCGUUUGUGCGUGUGGAGCGCGGAAAGGCAACUGAACUUGGGAAGAGAUUCAAGAACAGUAUGCACCCGGUGAUGGCUCCCGUGUACAGGACCUAGUCUAAGCCAAUACUUUUGAGUUUGAGUUUUAUUCAGUGAUGAAUUUUGAUGCUAUCUUCAUUGCUUUGUUCAUCACCGCACCUCAGAAACCAUAUGGUGUCUAGAAGGUUAGGUAACAAAGACGAAUGUUAGGGUGUUCAUGUCAAGGCAAAAGUGCGCGAGCCGUGUUAUUAUCUUGUUUUCUUCUAUUGUUAGAGGACCUCAACUGAAAUACAGGAUCCACAACUUUUAAUGUCCUCAAAUUAUACGUGUUUGCUGAGCCCCGCCAGAGUAAGAUGGGUUUAAAAAUCCGGUAACCCAUCCGGUCUGGCGGCUUGGUGUGGCUCGGCGGCUUUUAGUUGCAGCGCGUGCUAGGGUUUGAAAAUCUCUCUUUUUCUUCUCUUAUUCACACGUUCAAUUCAACACAAAUAUGAUGUAACGAUAACUAUUGCAAACGAUAAUUCAAGCCAAAUUUAAAUUUUGAAAACUGUGAAAUUAGAGUUCACGCCUCAUGGUGAAUGUUUCAUGCAAUCAAGGUCUAGAAAGUAUCAAAACUUGAAUCCAUGUUUUGAAUUGGGUGAUGAAUAUUGCGAACGAAUUUGUAGAAGUUCAUCCUCUUAUGCCAGAUUUUCAACUUAAAUUUGUUGUAUCUUGUCCAACAUAAAGAUUGAAAGGAGCAAAUUGAAUUAAUAGCAAGUAGAUAAUUCAAUAAAAGAUUCAAGACUCCUCUUGCUUAAAUUAUUGUAAUAGUUUCAAACUCUCUCAUCUCCAAAUAAUAGUAAAAAUUAAAAUUAAAAUUAAAA